CUCGAUCGAUAAGCCUUAAGCCUGGACUAGAUGAUGUUUUUUCUAAAGUAAUGGGUAAUGAUCGAAAUGGUGAUGCGGUUAUGUAUGGUCUGGGUGUUCGUGCUGCUGAUGUUUGGGGUGUAAUACCAAGUCGUUCAGCAUGUCAUAGAGAAAACAUCCAAUUGAAGUCUCAAUGUGAAGAACUUACUAGUACUGUGGUCCAGUUACGAGCCCAAGUAUCAGAGAUGGAAGGGUCAAGGGGUGGUUCAAGUGUUCAACCUCUUGCAUCACAACAUUUCCCCAAUGUAACCAAUGGACAUCAACGUUUACGGGUCGAAGAUGAAGUUUUCCUCAAAAGCAUUCUAAACUCUACCGAGAUUGUAGCAAGAGGAAGGGUCCAGAGCUUGGACCCAAAUGAUCUAGUUGGUGGUACAGAGAUUGGACCAGAUGGUGUGAGGUAAACGUUCAAGUACCAAUAAAAAAAGAUGAAAACUUGGUAAGACCAUAUGGUUUAUUUUCUACAAUUCAAGAUUGUAUUAGUGCACCCAUCGCAUGGCCCUGUCCAUUCAUCUCGGUAUGUAUUUGUUAAAUUUGUGAUACAAAUAAUUUUAAUAUCAUGGAACUUAAUGCUUAUACAUGGAUGGUUUAUUUGUAGGUAGUCCAUGAGGAUUGAGGACGCAUGAUGAC
Helianthus annuus (common sunflower) is the source of this 666-nucleotide messenger RNA. RefSeq lists its product as uncharacterized. The coding region runs from base 51 to 440 and encodes 129 amino acids. The transcript has 2 exons. NCBI's taxonomy places the organism in Eukaryota, Viridiplantae, Streptophyta, Magnoliopsida, Asterales, Asteraceae. The record is from RefSeq and is a predicted model, not a curated record.